Molecule: messenger RNA, 29622 nt
Organism: Topomyia yanbarensis
Lineage: Eukaryota; Metazoa; Arthropoda; Insecta; Diptera; Culicidae
Product: zinc finger protein 704-like
Exons: 7
Coding region: 1243-3447 (734 amino acids)
Biological process (GO): regulation of transcription by RNA polymerase II
Cellular component (GO): nucleus
Molecular function (GO): RNA polymerase II cis-regulatory region sequence-specific DNA binding; DNA-binding transcription factor activity
Source: RefSeq, a predicted model, not a curated record
GAUAGUUGUCACUCGUAAGCGGCUCUUACUCUAGAUUUUGAGAAGAAUUAAAGCAGAAGUUAGUGUGCAUUUUGUAGUCCUGAAUAAGCAACAGCAAGUGUGCGUUCGGUGUGCGGUUAAUUGUGAAUGAAAACACGGCCGUCCCCGCACAACGUUUUUUUCUGCGUGUGCUGCUGCGUUUCGGGGGGAAAGGUGAUUUUCUCGCAAAACAAUAGUGCUUUUGUGUGUUCUGAAAAAAAAAAUAAGGGAAACCCUCCCGUUUUUUCUUCUGACAAGCAAGGUGUCGAUUGAAAAAAAGGUGUGAAGGACAACGGUGGUACCCUGGAAUCGGGUCAAACAAGUGCAUUUGUGUUGUUAAUUUUUAUGUGUUCUGUGCAUUCUGACGUACUUGAACCUGGCUUUGGACAGACAAGACCAACUGUGCGUACUAAUAAUAAUAAAAAUAGUAAUCAGUGUUAGAGGUAGCUGAUAGUCCUGGAAGAAUAUUCCAACCGGAUCCCGCUCGGAAUCGUGCAGGCGAAAUAUGAUUUGGGGCAAAUUACAAGCGAACAAUCGUAUUCCCAUCCAAGAUGUGCCGACUGAUACUGUUCAAGUGACGCGUUCGCAGCUGAUGGUCGUUGCUGCUUUGAAACCGGAAGUCGUCGAAUCGUACGAGCCUGGAUUUAGUGGUCAACGGGUACCGCAGCUGAUGAUAGUGCCGGAGGCCAGUCGGAAAAGUUCCAUCACCGAAUCGUACUACAAUCUGGACAAGGUUCUGUCGUGAAGUGACAGCCCGGUACCGGACCCGCUGGUCGUUCAGGACGGACGAACGAGAGUUCAGAAGUGUAAAAAGAAAGUUGCGAAGAAGGGGAGGAAUCGGAAAUCGGUCGGCUCGACGCCCCUCCGUAGAUGUGUACAAUAGAAAGCUAUCAGACGAUAUUAUUACGAGUAAAAGUGAUAAAGUAAAACUUGUUGAGAGUAAAAGUUGUUACGAGGCGAAAAAUUUCGAAGCACAGUGCGGAAACCUGUUGAAAAAGAGAGAAGAAGAAUCGUGAUCGAAGCUUGUGAAGCAAAGAGUCGAAAAGUUGCAACAAAAAGAGGUUGAUUAAUUGCGUUUGUUAUUUAUCCGUAUAUUUCUGUUUUCUGUUGACGUAACCGAAAAGUGUCAGUGCUAAGCCGCGCGCCCCCUUUUCUGUGUCAGUAUCUGUGUUUUUUUUUUCGAGUCAGUACGAGUGCGUGACCAAAGUUGACCCCAACUCACUUAUGAAAAAGUACUUCCUGAAUAAAAUGUCAACCGGUAAGCGCUUGGCAAAACGCUCCAUCAUCGGUACCCGGGUGUGUGCUCCGGGCGCCGAUGGUAUCUGGUACUCCGGGGUUAUCCAGGCGGUUAAGACCCCACCCUCGGCGAACCAGAAGGACAACACCAACUGUAUCAAUCUGACGCCAAACACUCGCUACUCGGUACGCUUCGAUAGCAAACAGGACAUCUCGCGCCGCGGUUUGGCCCGGGAAUUCCGCGAGAGUGAGCUGAUCGGGCCGGGCUUCAAGACCAUCAUGGACGUCCGGCUCAAACCGGGUCAGAAGGUGUUCCUCACCUACAAUGGCCGCGAGAGCGCCGGCGAGGUGCUACAGCAUGAUGAUCUGAAAGACGAGAUUACCGUUAGGAUCGUACCCGUUGGACAAGAGGCUCCGAUCGAACUGACCAAACGGCUGGAGGAGGUUCGCCUGUUGGAAUCGCGCCGUUCGCCCCGGCUCGCCGAUCAGGAAAAGGACACGGACUUUGCACGGCUGGCCGACAUGGCCGGCGAUCGUAGGCGACAAUCACACAGCAUCGAUGUGCCAUUCUCACUCACGCAACAAAAUGGAUCUCGUAAACGACGCCCGUCAUACUCACAGGACGAUCGGGAAUAUUACAGUAUUAACGACGACGACCCGAUGGAUGAAUGCAACGCGGCUCUAGUACUUAUGAGUCUGUCCUGCUCGCCGAAUUCAUCCGUCACGGGCUGGGAAACCGUACUGGGUUCCAGUUCCGGCAGCAGUACCACCUCGUGGAGCACCGGAUCGACCACGCCACCGCUCAGCGAGGAUGGACAUUCCACGCCACCAAACAACAGCGCCAGCGCCACCAGCAGCAGCGGUAUCAACAGCAAUGGUAGCAGUCCGGGCGAUAACAUCAACAACGGCAACAACAACAACAAUAACGAAACCACCGCUAACAUCACUGGAUCGGCAACGGAGACAACAACGGCGAUGGAGGCGAUGAUGGCUACCAGCAGCAAUAGCAAUAGCAGCAGCACCACCAUCACCACCACCAACACCACGACCACAAACGACAUUGUAAUUCGCGGACCCCGGACAACAUCGUUUUCCAACUCGGACGAAGGCAUCGGAAUGGACUACAGCGAGGAUAUGAAGAGAAAGCGAAGGGCGAGCCAACCAAUAUACAAAUGCACCUGGAAGGGUUGUGGAGUAAUCUACACAUCUUGUUCUGAGGUCACCGCUCACGUACGGAACGCACAUCUUGGCCCGGACGCGGCCAGCGACGACGAAGAUUUCUACUUCACCGAGAUCGAGGAUGAGAGUGACAGCGGCCAAUCCGCACCCCAUCCGCCAUCGCCACCGACUCUGAGCCACCGCGAUAUGGCUCGAUCACCGUACGAGGAUCCGGAGUACCAGCGACAGUUCGUUGGUAACUACCGGCAACAACAGCAGCAGCAGCAACAUCAUCAUCAGCUACAACAGCAUCACCAACAACAUCAGCAACACCACCAUCAACUGAAUGCUGCCAUCAAACCCCCACUGCCACUGCCAGGAGCCCCAGCAGCCGGCCUUCAGCAGCCGCUUCACCAUCAAGCCCUGAACAACAACAAUAACAACAGUAGCAGUAGUAACAACAACAACAAUAACAACAACAGCACUGUCAUCGGCCAGGGUAGCAGCAACAACGGCAGCAGCAGCAAUAGCAGUAGCAAUGGCAGCGGCGCCGUACACCCGCACAGUAACACCUCGCCGCUGAUACAUCACAACUACACCUGGUCGCAGGUUAGUCCGACCUCCCCCCAGAAGCACGUCCGCCUGUCGCCCCGCCCGUCGGCCUCCUACCCGUACCCAUCGCCAAACUACUCAAACCAAAUAGCUCAACAACAUCACUACCAGCAGCAGCAGCAGCAACAACAGCAUCUCGGCCAAAUUCAGCUCUCCCCGGGUGGUACAAACUACCACCACCAGUCGGCGAUGGCACUCUCAUCGGGUGGAAGCGGCGGCCAGGUGCAACCGCUCAACGGUUCCGGUACGUUCGUCGCACCCGGUACCAGCCCCGGUGCGGCCAGCAAUCGUUCGCCCCUGUCGCCGAACCGUCGGACGCGGGGCGAGAAUAAAAAGUGCCGCAAAGUUUACGGCAUGGAUCACAAGGAACAGUGGUGCACCCAGUGCAAGUGGAAGAAGGCUUGCAGCCGUUUCGGGGACUGAUCCAAGUCGCGCAAGCAUCCGCCGGCAUCAGCAACAGCAGCAGCGGCAACAUCACAGCAGGCGGUGACAGCUGCUACAGCAGCGCCCCUAGCGGUUGCGAGUUCAAACCAUCACCGUCACCAUCACCACCACCACCACCACCACAGCCACAAUCACCAACACCAACACAACAAUAGCAGCCAGCAGCAAUCAGUCUGAUGUGAGAGCAUGCGUGUACGGUAGUGAGAGUGCGUGGGCGACCAUCGGCGCAAGUGUUGUGCGUGUGUGAGUGUUUGUGAUUAGAGCGCGCGUGCACUGUACAUAUAACCGUGAUAUAUUUUAGCGAGAUACAAUUAUGUGGGAUUACUGAUGAGAAAACGAUUGCAACAAAAAAAAAUAAGUAAAACAGUGGAAAUCCAUUCGUAAAGAGAUAGUUUGUAGGUUCUAUUGAGUGUAAUAAUGUUCGUUAUUUAUAUUCUCAGCAAUCGUGUGUAAAGUCGCAGCCGAUACCAAUUGUACAGAUAGAGGAUUUAAACGGAGCAUGACAGAGGGAAAGCAAACUAAAAUGAGAGCAAACAUAGCGGUUCUAAUGGAACGUAAAUUAUUUUUAUACUGCUACAAAUCAAAGCAAGCAAACAAAACAAUAGCGCGUGACUCUAAACAAACUUUUUUGCACACUGUUAGUCUUUUUUUUUGUUUUUGAGCACUGAAAAUUAGGCUUACCCCACUAUACAAACCGGUUUGAGUCACCAAAUUGCAAACAAAAACAAAGUUCAAGCUUCAAGUUAAACUCUGUGAUUUUAAACUGUUGACCAUUUUUUUCAAGGAAAAAAUCGUACUACAAAAAAACAACCUAAGCAUCGCUGUUGUUUAAACUACUCUUUUUUGUUGAUUUUAACGUAAUGGACUAAAUGUUGUUCUCUAAUAAUCGAAUCGUUUUUAACAUACCUACACCAGCAAGUAAAUUACAACAACAACUACAACAAGAACAUCGUAAAAAAGGCAAACAACAAAAUCCGUGGAAAGAAAUUCGCAUAAACCAAAAAAGUGACAGUGUUUGACAGCUUUAAAACACAUAAUCUACAAACAAAACCUGCCAGAAUGGGAAAGUCGUCCCCUGUCCCGAUGGCACCACGUGUGAGUCGUUCGCGCCGUGCGCAAUACGGUACCGAACCGAACAAUGGAACGCAGUAACGGAAACAAUUGGCUUUUGAAUGAUUGUCUAUCUCUUUAUCGAAUUACUCGAAAGUUUAAAUGGAGCAUUGCAGCAGCAACAAGAAAAAAAAAUCGAAAAAAAACACAACCGUAAAUAAAUGCAACAAGACUUUUAAAGGCUGAUUUAGUUUUUAACGAACAAAACGAAGUAAAACAAAAAAUAACACGCGAAACCAUUCGUGGGUUACGAUUGUAACAAUUCCAAUGAAGAGAAAAGCAACCGUACUGACACACAAACCCCCCGUCAUAUCAGAGCUCAUAUACAGCUGCGACCAGCAGCUGUGACAUUCUCAACGUAAAUUUCGGAAAACGAAGCGAAUAUAGUUCCGAAGCCCUCUCAGAGGAGGCUCUGGUUGUCAAUGCAAAAGAAAAACAACAACGCGCGAACGCAAAUAAAAACUAUUGUGGUUAGUUUUUCCAUGUUUUUUUUGGUCUACACAGGCAGGACGAAACUGUUGUUUGAUUCUUCGUAGUUGACAGUACGGCGGCUGGUUGACGCCGGUUGUUUCAGGAAUACGAAAUUAGACAGCAUUUCGUCGCCUGAAGUCAUCAACGAAAAACGAAUGAAAUAAAAUGAAGUCACGCGGAAAAACAAAAAAACAUCAAAACACAGAUAGAAAUGUGACUAAAAGCGAAUAAAACCACUGCCAAUAAUGUUAAACAAAAUGAAAAAGAUGAAAAACAAAGAAACAUUUAAGUCGUUAAAAACAUACCGUAAUUAGUGUCGACUCCUGCUGUACGAGGCAUGUAUGUGUAAAACUUACUAUUUGACGUGUUUUCCAAACUGCAAUGAUCAAGCAAAGAAAAAGUCGUUAAACUGACUAAAAAAUUAAGAGAAGAGAAGAAAAUCCCCAAGAUAAGUCUAAUUUACGUAAUUUUAAGCGAAAAUACUAAAGCAAAAACAAAAACGCAAAGAACUAAGGAGUUGUUCGAGGGAAAGAACCCGCGCUAAAUGAAAACACUGGAAAAGCGACAACUGGUCCAAUUGUGAUAUUUCGCAGAGAAGCAAAAAAAAUGCCGUUUUUGUUUCUCUCGUUUAUGUUCUCAUAUUUUUAGUGGAUAAUUUUUACUUUAACCGUUUACCAUUUAAUUAUGGAUCUUAUUUUUGUUGUUAGCUAGCGCAUUAACCAGCAAACCAACAAUCAACGUGUGUGCGUGUUUUGUUUGAUCCGAUCACACGCAUGCACACAAAGCAAGAACAGACAAAUGGACGUGGUUUUCGGACGGGAGCGUUGCGUGGCUGUCAAAACAGUUAUAUUUUAGUAGAACCAAAGAUGGAGCUAGUAGCAUUCACACGCCUGCCAUCAGUGUUGCCAACGUUUGCGAAUCUUUUAACAUUUAGCAAAAUUUGCUUUAAUUUUACACGCCAACUGGACUGGUGAGGACUUUCGGUGUCCUCCUAACCUUGAAAAGACUGCCACUUUUAGUGAAGAUUUUGAAUCUUUUGAAACAAAGUCUACCCGAAUUUUGAUAGAUUGAUCUAAUUCUAAGCAUAUUUAUUUCCUAAGUCUAAGCUCGUUCGGAACUUAGCGUUCGGUGUCGAUGAGUCUAACAUUCUGAUGGUACUUUUUAGUCGUUUAGCUUGAAGCUUGGGUGAGAAUCGCGACGAUUGCAACCGCAACCACUGCAACCAUUUGUCUGCUGGCUAAUUUUUGUGACCUGUAACCCGAGAUUUCAUUUUAGGCACGAGGAGUGCGGUGCAAUAACGAAUCCCCGUGGGAGGUGCGGAAAGGACUUCAAGUGCAUUAUAGGGUACGGGUCUAGCAAAGGCUUUGAUCCCAGAGCUUCCAUUUUUUUUUUUUGGUGCAAUGAACGCGCGCUUCCUUCCUGCUCUUGGCUAUUCCUGAUGGGUUGGUAGUUGUUUUUGGAACGAUUCCCAUGAAUGAAACGAAAAGGGGUACUGUCUAAGCCAUUGAGGAUAAGUAUUGAUCUCAACAAACAAUGGUCGUUUGGUGACCCCUGGAAUACAAUUGUUUAGCGUAUCGUAUCCCAGUCUACGAGGUGCCGGUGGAAAUGUUUGACAGGAUUAGAUAAUUCAAAUGAAGAUAAAAAAAAGCCGAAAGUGUUACCGCAAGCGAACAGACGGAUAGACUCCGUCUACUCACUGGCGUCAUCUAUUGGUGUGUAGCUGAAACCUACUCCCAGACAGUUCAUUUUUUUGGCUUCAGGAUCGCUCUAGAUCUAACUAUGAUUUCGAAGUCAAUCAGUUGGAAGAUUUUGACUGCUAUGGUAAAUGAUGACCUCUGGCUGUAUCCAGGCGCAACAGAUAUAGGACGAGCUUAGCAAUUGAAGAAAACAAUGGAACAUAUUUUUCUUAAUUCCGACGAUUAUUAAGCCUUCCACAAAAAUGCUUCGAUGCCCUGCGUGGCAGCCUUGCGAUAAUUGCUCGGACCCUUAGCCAUGGCCGAUGAACUAAUCGAAGUCGGAAUGUUCUUCGGCUCUUUCGUGGCCUUGGCGAUUAGCUGCCUCUCCGUUUUGGCAACGAAAUUAUUGGAGUCAAUUCUCCGUUUGAGGCCGCUACUUGAAGACGUCCAGUCGCGACUUCUGCGAGAUUGUUUGCUGCUAAGACACGGCCCACCACGACUGACGCUUCCGCAAGAUAUUAUCCGUUUUGUCAAGGUACUUUUUUACCGUUUGCUCUGACCCCCGGUCCAAGGCGCAGAAUGAUGAGGCUCCCUUGUCUCUUCAGCUUCUGCUACAUUUUACGAACGCGUAGUACCGUCAGGCGGACAAGGCCUUUGUUAAACGAUUUCGUCUGUGUCCAGUAGAAUAGAAGUUGUAAAUGCCAAAUCGGCUAUAUCCGGCGGACACGAAAUACCUCACGAUGUCCAACUUCGUCGCUCCUGAAUGGAGCUGGAUAAACUAAACUUAGUCAUUGCCGAUGAAAAGAUGGAUGCCGGCAUGUUCUUCAGCUCUUUCGUGGCUUUGGCGAUUAGCUGGUUCUCCGUUUUGGCUAUGAAAUUAUAGGAGUGGAUCCUCGCUUUGAAGUUCGCUCAAAAUGUUUCUAUCGGACGCAGCUAGGAAACGUCCUGCAGUUUCUUCUGGAAGAUUAACUGAUGCUUAGACACGGCUGACGCUUCCGCAAAAUACUGUUCGUUUGGUCAAGGUACUUCUUUACCGUGUGCUCCAACCACUCGGACCAAGGACAACGAAAUAAUGAGGCCACUUUGCGCUCGUUUACGCUGCAUUUUACGGUCGCGUCGCUCCGUCGAACAGCUGGAGCCAGGUUUCCGUUCGACGCUCUCGUCUUUCUUCAGGAGGAUGCGAAUGCCGGAACGACUUUAUCCGGCAGACACGACAUCCAACUUACUCCGGAGCGAAGCUCACAGUACGAAUAAACCAACCCAGUUAUGGCUGAUGAAAAUAUAGAAGUCGGUAUAUUUUUCAGCUUUUUCGUGGCCUUGGUGAUAAGCUGCUUCUCCGUUAUGGCCACAAAAUUAUUGAAGGGGAUCCUCUGACUGAGGUUCGCUCAAAAUAUUUCUAUCGGCCGAAGCUGGGAGGCAGUCAGUCCCUACUUCUAACUGAUUGCCUGCUGCUCAGAAACGGCGACCACGACUGCAAAAUAAUAUCCGUUUUACCAGUGUAUUUCUUCACUGUUUACUCAGAACCCCCGGUUCAACGACGCGAAACGAUGAGACCACCUUGCCCUCGAUCUUAUUAUUCAGCUUCUGCUGCAAUUUACGGUCGCCUCGCUUCGUCGAACGGCCGAAACCAGACGUCCGUUCGACACUCUCGUCUUUCUCCAGAGGGGUAAAAGAAGUUGUAAAUGCCGGAACGGAUAUAUCCGACGGUAGACUUCCCAUGAACAUCGACAAGUUUGUGCCUGUGUACAAAAUUUCGUGCACGCGUUCAACCUCAAACAUGCUUCGUCUCGAUGUACAUGUUCGCCUCGAACGUCGAACUCAAACGAACGAUGUUCAAACACUAGUUCAAACAUCCGUGUGCGUAAACCGGGUGCGUACAUGAGAACGGUUCACACAAGGCAAAAAGAGUCCACGCUAAUGAUGAUGAAAGUGAGAAGGAGAAAAUUGGUACCAUGAACCUUUGUGUAGGAGAGGUGUAUGCACACCGUGUACGUACAUGCCGCUCACGAACAUGUGCACGUGUUUUGGCACGAAAUAGCGUGUUCGAAUUCGUACACAAAAUGUGCGUUUAAUAUGAUCACAGAAUCAGAGCGAAUAUUGUGUAUGAUGUUCAUUUGGGAAGACUGUCCGACGGACACGAAGUACUUCACGAUGUCCAACUUCGUCGCUCCGGUGUGGAACUGGCAGUACGAACAAACCAUCGAGCAUAGUUGCUUGACUAUUUUUGCAAAGGGUUGUUCCAAAUGAACUGAUAAUCCCGUCAUUUUUUUGUGCACACAACAGGGUUGCUACGAUUGGCGAUGCAUAGAUGGAUUUACCAUCAGGUGGCAGGAUAAACGCAUUGAAAAGUCACUAAAAUCAGUCCAUUUUAAUGCGUACGUUAGGUCGCCUCAAUCAGUUUAUUUCCCGGCAGCAGGAUGUCUUUUUACGGAAUUAUUUUAACGAAUUGAACUUUGAAGGGUUAUAAGCCAUUCAGAAAAAAGUAUAGUUCCCAACAGAUAAUGGUCCGCGACAGUCGAAUGUUCAGUGUUAUGAACCAGUCCGUAACGCAGAUGAAAAUGCUUGAUAGCUGAUGUAACUGGAACAAAACAGCUAGCUAUUUCCCAGUUAGGUCAGUUUCUGGCUGCCAAUUGAUUUUUAUUCAAAUCUAGAUCGAAAAAUAUCGAAACUGAUUUCGAUAUCGAACGGCCGGCUGCACACUGGCGUCACCUGUUGGUGUGUAGCCGAGACACACUUCCUGUCAGUUCAUGUUCCAACUUCCGGAUCGUUCUCAUUCAAAUCUAGGUCGGACCAAUUCGGAACGGAUUUCGAAUUCGAGCAGAUGGAACUAAUUAAGAAUUUGAAUAGAUUUCGUACUCGAACAUUGAUCACUGGCGUCACCUGUUGGUGUGUAGCUGAGUCUCAUUCCCUGUCAGUUCAUGCUCCAACUUCCACAUCAUUCUUUUUAAAUCUAGGGCAACCCAUUUCAAAAUUAAUUUCGAAAUUAAUUUCGAAUUCGAACAGAUGGAAAUGAUUUUAAUUUGAAUAGAUUUCCAAUUCGAACAUUGAUCACUGGCGUCACCUGUUGGUGUGUAGCUGAGACUCACUCCCUGUCAGUUCAUGUUCCAGUUUCCGAAUCGUUCUUACACAGAUAUAGAUUGAACCGUUUCGAAACUGAUUUCGAAUUCGAACAGAUGGAACUGAUUUCGAGUUCGUAUAGAUUUAUAUUACGAACAUUAAUCACUGGCGUCAAAUGUUGCUGUGUAGCUGAAACGCACUCCAGAUCAAAACAUUUGCGGCUCUUUGAAAACCUAAUCGAAAAAUUCCAAAAUUGGUUUCGAAGCCAAUAAACUGGCUAUUUUGGACGUAAAUCGACAUAAAUUGCAGCUCAACAUAUUUGAGUACUCGAAAAUUUUCGGCAUGACGACUGGAUUCUGGCCACCGUUCAGCCGGAUUUGUUUGUUGCAUUUAAGCCAGUCGAAAUUCAAAUUUAGUCAUUUCAAAGUCAGAGAUUUUACUCUUUGGGAAAUCUGUUCUACAGUCGUGUUUCGCUGGUUGGGCCACAGCCCUGUCCAACUAACGAAUUUGAUUCGCUAGUUGGACCGACUGACAAAUGUCAAAAAUUCUCCAAAGGAGAUGUUGGCAGUGUAAAUGCAUCUGUUCAUAUCUCUCAAUAUUGUCAGAUUGAUUGUCAAAGUAAAUUUGACACGAGAUUUUGACGUUCAGAUGCUUUUUAGUUGGACAAUGGUCCAACUAGCGGAGGUCCAACUAAAAAUCGGUCCAGUUAAAAAGUGUCCAACCAGCGAAUCACGACUGUAUUGCAACUGGAACUGUCCCAGUCAGUGGCUAUCGAAUGAACUUCGCUGAUGGCUGCCACAAAUCAAGUAAACAGCUGUCUUGAAUUUUGCGGAACCUCAAGCUCUUUAGAAAGAAUAUUGAUCUCAACAAACAAUAGCCAUUGGAUUGCCCGGACAGUUAAAUGCUCAGUGUGAUGCUGAUGAAAAUGCUUGAUGACCGAUGCAAAAGAGGAAACUGUUCCCAGUCUAGUCUAGAUCGAAAUAAAUCAAGACUGAAUUCUAAGUUGAUUCCUGUUGCUCACUGGCGUCACCUGUUGGUGUGUAGUUGAAACUCAUUUCCGACUUUCGUAUUGUUUUCGCUCAAUUUGGAUAAUCGUAAAAUUUCGAAGCUGAUUUCGAAUUUGAACAGGCUUCCGGAUCGUUUUUACUAAAAUAUAAUUUCUAAACUGAUUUCGAAAUCGAACAGUCGAAAGAUUUAGACUGACAGAGCAAUAAAUUUCGACUGUACACUAGCUCAAUAUAUUUGAAUGAAUGUUGCCACUUGAAUAAUUUCAAAAUAAUGACUGAAUUCUGGCUACGUUCAACAGACAGGAAGAGGUCCAAGCGAAUUCCUUUCCUUGUACAUAUUUGAGCCUAGAGUCUGAAGCUUGAAAGCAUUCGAAGUUCUAAUUCGAAUCUUGUCCGAAAACUGAAAUUCGACCUAUUAUUCUAAUUCUGCUGUUCCAGUCAGGGGUUGUCGUAUGAUUUCCAUGAAUCAAACAAAGACUAAUCUCAACAAAAAAGGGCAUUUAGGUUGCCCUAUACCCUCAGCAGUCAAAUUCUUAGCCUAAUGGUCCAUCCCAGUCUCCGUAAAACAGAUGAAAAGGCUUGAUGGCUAAUAAAACUGGUGCAAAACCGCAAGCUAUCUCCCAGUUAGUUACUUUUCCGGCAGCCAGAUGAUUUUUAUUCAAAUCUAGAUCGAAACAUUUCGAUACUGAUUUUAACAUAGAAUGGCCGAAUGAAUUCCGAUUGUCCACUAGCUUCACCUAUUCGUGUGUAGCCGAGACUCAUUCCCUGUUAGGUCAUUUUCCGAUUCACCCAUUAAAAAGUCCAAAACAUUAGUGCAAAAUCAUCCAAACCAGGUGCACUAAUGGUCGCCUGUUGAAUGAUCUGCUUGAUACUGGAUAGCAUUGAACCAACGAAGGACUUUCAUUAGACAACUUGGCACCAUCAUUUCUUAGUGGGCCGAGCCGCAUUCACUCAAAUCUAGUCUAGAUCGAAAAUUUUCGAAAUGCUUAUUCGAACAGACGGAUACAUUACUCACUGGCGUCACCUAUUAAUGUGUUGUGGAGACUCACUGCCUUUCAGUUCAUUGUGCGGUUUUCAUGUCGUUUAUAAUGAAGCUUAGAUCGAAAAAGUUCGAAACGGAUUUCGCAGUCGAUCAGUCGAAAGAUUAUGACGGAAAGAGAAAUAAAUUCCUGGAGUAUACUAGCUCCACAUUUUGGGAGUGUACAAGACACUCGAAUAAUUUCAUCACAAUGACUGGAUUGAAGCACAUUCGGUAUAGGGUAUAAUUCAGCCGGAACCGACUAUUGUUUUCGAGCCAGAGAUACGCUGAAAUUCUAGCUCGAAUUUAGUCAGACAAUAUUUUGACGCAACUGGAACCUAUUCCAGAUGGAUUUGAUCGCCUGGGUACUGUCCCAGUCAAUCCAUUUUCUGGCUCCCGGAAGAUUCUUAUUCAAAUCUGGUUCAAAACAUUUCGAAUUUGAUUUCAAAAUCAAACGACUACAUCAAUUACGGCAGCUCACUAGCGUCACCUCUUGGUGUAUAGCUAGAAUUUGAUUGCAUUUUGUCUAAACGGCUGGAUUUUUCACUCCAUUCCGACCGGAUAGGAUUGAUUCGGCGUGAUGUAACUACAAACGCACAUCGCAAAAAAAGUAAACAAACAAAUGAAACAAAAUGGCGAUUGUUUUCCAACUCAAAUUUGACAUUCGGCGACUAGAAAACUGAUACGGAUUGUAUCAAAUUUACGCCCUAAGCUGGAAUGCAGUGACCGUAUUUUGCUAAGGUUUUGUUCUGUCUUAUACACAGACAGAAUGCAAAACAAAACACAUUUCGUCAAUUGUCGUGUACCAACUAAAACAUCUUCGAUCCCCGGCCAUCCAAAGAGCAGGAAGCGCACUGUGAUAUGUUUAUUUGUUGAUUAUUUAACCUUUACAGUUGAUUCAAUUUUAAAGAAAAAAUAAAUUAUUUUCCGGAACAAUCCUUGGUUCAGAGACUCACAAUUACGCGAAGAAAAAAAAACGGAACUACGUAAUGACAGAAAAAAAGAAAGAAGAAAAAACAAAUGAUCUCCUUAUUGAACAAAGUAGUACACGCUUUUUCGUUACUUUUCACAGCCUACUGUGUGUUGUCGUAUCGUAAAUAGUUUGAUUAAUUGAGCAAGACCAUUCGCUGUUGCGUGGCGAACUUUAAACGAAAACCUGUUUCUCGCCACCUUGCAAGUGACAUUUGAAUAAUAAAGAAGGCAAUAAAUUUCAGAGUUAGAAGAAAAAAAACAACCUAAUUUCUCUAAAAGUAACUAGCGAAAAUCAACCAGAACUGUCCCUUGAAACUUAAAACCAAAAUUGACUGAACUUAAAUUGUUACCAAAAUUGAGAUAAUCAAGAAAAACAAAACGUAAACUUGCUAGUGGGAGACAAAUAAAGAGAAAGUGAAGAAACAAACUCUUUAUAAGCAAAACAAAAACAAAAGACAACUAUGUACGGAAGCAAUCGAUCGAUAUUGGCAUAUACUCGCAUGAGCAAAUAAUGAAAUCCACACACACCCACUCACCAACACGUACAUACGAAACGACAAUCGUGAGAAUAACGGAAGCAAAUGCAUCGCUGUGCGAAAACCAAAAACAAAACAAUAAAAUAAAAUCGAUCGGUCUUGUUUUUUUUGUUUUUCUUGACGUAUAGUUUCGGGCAAAUUAAAAUACAAUUGAAAACAAGAAAAAAUCAUUUUAAGGUUAGUUCGAUCUCGCCAACGUAAUUGGAAGAAACAAAAACUUCACACAUACACACACAAGACACAUAUGCGGAUACGAGCGCAAAAAAGAAGAAGAAAAACUCCGCGCGAAACGAGCAACAAAAUUAACACGAAAAGAAAAAUACUACAAAAUAAAAGACUAAAUUUUUUGCCUCUUUAUAUGUACAAACGUAAUUAAAACUUGUAUUUGGGUGAACUUUGUGGGUAGAAAUCAACUUUACGUAUCGUAAAACUUUUGCAAGUUUUUUGCAUCCUUAGGCAGUAUCGCGAACAGUGGCGCGAGCAAACUCCCCCCCCAUCCUUAACGACUAAACGAUGAAAAUCUAAAGAAGCAAAAACGCGGAUCGUGUAAUUAAGCUGUAAGUGUUUGUUUUUUCGUUUCACUUUUUAAUAAUAUAAACAAAAAGUUGGACAACCAGCAAGCAAAAACAAAACAAAUAUGCUCUUCUUCUUCUUGUUACGCUUUCGAAGAAAAUAAAACAAAAACUAACAAACAUGCUUAUAUGCAGAGACAGGAAACGAAAAAAAACCAUUGUGCGCAACACCAAUGCGAUAGUUGUAAGUGAGUGCUAGUGUGUUGGAUGAAACGACAACAACAACAACAACAAAAAUCGUAAGGUAACAGAUCGCGAAAAAGAAACAAACACACACACAGCCACACUCUUACGGCAGAUACUGCUGCUAAACUAUUCGAUACGAUCGAUAUAUCCCUCCACUCCAGUCAGUCAGUCAGUCAGAAGAAGUGUUAGAAAUAUCCAAUCCUCGCUCUGCUAUACUGUUACGAUACCUACACUACCACACACUCCAAUCUACAUAAAAUAGUGUAUAAAUGAAAGAAAAAAAAACAUUUGACAUUCAUUGUGGCGGCGGUUGGUUACGGAUGAAAGGGUAUACGUAUGCGCGUGCACACACGUGUCUGUUGAACAGGGCUGAGUUGUUAUUUAACUGUUUGUUCGGAAUACGCACACAAACUCGAUUGUUAUGCGAAAGGGAACUUUACCACGGUGACCGUUUUUUUCUGGGUUUGAUGGGCACCUUUUUAACUGCACAUGCCAAUAUUUAUGCCGUAAAUCAUUUGGCGAUAUUUUUAACUUUCAGUUAUAAUUUGACAGUUCGAAAGUUAUUUUCUUUCGAAUGGUAAAAUUUAACCGAGAGGCCCAUUUCAAGUGUUGACAUUUGGGUAGUUGUUUAGAAUUGACAGCUACGAAAACCAUAAGUUGUUAAAGGUGUGAACAUUUAUCGAUAUUUUAAUAUUUGUUUUUUUCGCUACUACAUAAAGUAUGACAAUCGCAGUUUCGAAGCAAAAACGUCAACAUCAUGAAAUAACCCAAACAAAUCUUGACACAAAAUGUUUUCGAUUUAAUCUGUCUCACUUCAUUCUCCAUUGUAAACUAUUGACGACCUCAAGUCAGUGCAUAAACUGCUCCCAAAUUUAUUGGCAAACAGUUUAACUAACAAGCUGUCACAUUAGUAACGUCGAUAAACUAAGAGAAUUAACGAAAACAAUUUCGUUAAUGGCACAGAAAACAGAUUUCAAGCUUUUUUUUUCAACAAAUCUGUGUAGGUAAUAUUUCAAAGGUUUUCUUCCAUUCAAUUCCACUAUGUUUAAACCUUUGAAAUAUUACGUACAUUCCACUAAGUCCUCCGUUCGCGUAUAUAUUCUGUAUAGGCAAAUAUUCAAUUAAAAAUAUUGUAUUUUGCUUGAAUUUGGAUUUUUGAUGCACGUUUGCCAAAGGAAAUGAUAUAAAAUCGACAUAAAAAUUAACUUUUUCAAUCAAAUAUGUUAUAAAAACCGCGAGAUUGGCAACCAUGCUAACCUACCAGAUAGUAAAAGUAAGAAGAAAUCUGUUUUUGGCACCUUUCAGUGUCAAAAAUCUGUCCGAUCAAAUGAGUUGCACUUUUGAUCACACUUUUGCUUAAUCACACUUUCAUGCUGUGCAGUUCGAUUCGGUGUGAACUGUGCAAUAAAUUACAAACCACAAUCACACGAAAAUUCGCAUGCGUGAAAUACUAUUGUACUCAAGUUUGCAUACAAGGUCCAUAAAUGAGGGGAUAGAGCACUAGUGAAAAUUGCCGACCUUGAACAGUAACUCCCUUGCAGAUGAGAGUUUAGGACCGUGCAAAAAAGGUUACGUUAGUGUGCUGGCAAAUUUUACGGAGCGAUAUUUUUGGAGGAAUUUUCCCAUAGUAUAAUGUCUGUUUGUCUAUGGUUGCGGUUAAGUACAAGCUGGCUGUUUCAGUUCGAAGGGAGUUGAUAAAAAUUAUAGAGAGUUUCGUGGCUAAAAAGGACUUAUGCCAUUCAUUUUCACUUACCUUUUUAGUAGGUGGUACAGGUGGCUUAUAUCCGGACUGAUCGGUCUAGGCUUGAGCGCUUUUGUUUGUACCGUGCUUCGGCGAAAGACAACUAAUUGGAAGUCCUAUUCGUCUUCAAACUCUGAAAUAAACGAAAAAAUAGGUAAGUGGGAUCCCGGUUUUUGCCUGCAACUCUUACCAGAGGCAUCCAAGCGCUGAAACAAUUUUUAGUCCACCAAACAACUGUCAUGGCAACCAUUUUUUCUUUCGCCUCCCUCACGAAACACGCUUACGGUACGUGGUGGUCCUAACCUCUAUGAGGCUGGGGAUACCGAUUUUACCAAUCUUCACGACCAUUUAUUGUCAAUCGUAAUACCUAUGGAACAAGAAAAAAGAUGUGAAUGUAUUGUUGGGACUUUGCAGGAUCGAAAUAAUGCCCGGCACCCCCUGGCAGAAAACGACUAGAGAUCCGUAACGUAUUCGUCGUUCUCAAAAUCUAACACAGCUUUCCAAAAAAAAAAAUCCCAUGUUUAAGGAAAGCUGUGUUAGAUGUUGAGAACGACGAAUACGUUGCGGAUCCCUAGUUUAUUUUGUCACUAUUACUUACGGGCAAUCUAAUGUCGAUUUGAAAAAAAAACACUAAGCACUUCAUUUCGUGCAGAUGCUCUUUCCGAUAGACUUUUCUAGUUGUCACAUUUUUUCGCAUAUUUUCGCGACGCACACGGUUACUACGAUCUCUCCUUGAAGUUAUAGCGGACACCAGAUAUUGAGCAUUGAAUAAUGACACCAUGAAGAAAAAUAAUGACAGUACUUCAAGCUAGUUUUCAAGGUGUUGAAAAUAAUUUAAAAGCGAUUUGAACCCAGUGUUUUGUACUGCGAUGGAAUCAAAAAAAUUCCAAUUCCUUGAACUGUGAAAAAUGAGCAUGAACAGAAAACAAGCGUUGUUUGAACAGAUUCGAGGUAAUUGCAAUUAUCUGAAAUAUAUGUCAAUAUUAAACGCGUACGUAUGUCGUAUGCUACUCGGACUCCAGGUCCCACAAAAUAUAGAUGGAAUUAAACCUGGAUGGAUAGGAAAAUUCUAUGAAUUAAAGGUUCAUAGCCAAACAACUGUCAUGGCGACCAUUUUUUUCACUCGCGCAACACGCUUACGAUACGCAAUGAGAGGCGUGAGAUCUCCAUUUUACCAAAGUUCGCGGCCACUUUUUUAUCGCCAAUAGACAUUUUGAACUAGAAAACUUAUGUGAGUGAAUCACUACCGAGUGCCGUGAAGGGUUUCCACUAUUUUGAACUUUGCCGGACUCGAUUAGUGAUUUUGUCACUAAAUUGCUAACCGUACAAGACCUACCUGCUUGCCGGUUCCAAAUACAGAAUUUCUCCGAUAACAGCACAAUCAACUAUCCAGCCUUGAUAACAGAAAACACCACAAUUUUAAAACUUUAUUCAAUUACGGAAAUCGUUUGCUGGAAGCUUUGUGGCCAACACUACGUUACGUAAUCACAGCGUGAUAUCCCCCGGUAGAAAACGGUUAGCUGUUCGUCACGCAUCCGUUUUUCUCCACACCUAAACACUGUUUUCCUUAACAUUGAACUUUUCCACAUGGUUCGUCCCCAAUGGUCACCAAUAAUCUAAUGUAUGGUCGGGGUUAUUUCUUUGAAAAAUUUACUAAGAACUUUUCUUCGUUCAGAUUUUACUUCCGAUCAAGACCUUUCAAGACACUUUUCUAGCCAUCACUUUUUUAUUUCACGCUUCGCAACGCCUGUGGUUACUACGAUCUUGCAAAAAAGUGAUAGGGAAUACCAGUUGUAUAGAACAUUGCAUGAUGACGCCAAAUACAAAUUUGUAUUUGAUGACGCCAUCAAAGCAAAUAAUAACAAUCCAGCGAAUUUGUUUUCAAAGUCAUAGAAUUUAAAAUCGACCAGAUUUUUGUGCUGUGGUGGAAUCAAAAAAAUUCAAUUUCUUUGAACUGUAAAAAUGAGCUUAAGCUUUUUCCUGCAUAUUGAAACUGGCAUUCAGAUUCUUUAUAGUUGAACAAUGGUCCAAGUCAAGACGGAUUCUCUCCAGCUUGGGUCCAAGUGGCAGAGGUCCAACCGCAAAGCGAUCCAAGUACAAUUGAGACCUCUGGAAUAUCGCUAAAAUCGCGAUUUAUCCCGCGAUUUAGAUUAGUCAUUAGUCACUUCACGUGCAGGCGAAUUCCUUCUGAAUGGAGAGUCAGCAUGGUUCCAGUCAUUCCAGCCGGAUUCGGAGUUUGGUAUGGUUUCCACAAGAUUUUCGGUUCAAAAACAAACAAGUUCUUCCGACUUGCAAUCCAGUCGGAAUUUCAAAUCAAACUCCGGUUAAUAUUGAUCAAGAAAGAGUAAACACACUGCCUCCGUGUCAGGGUUUUCCCUGUUAAAAUCAUCCGCGGUUUGGAAUUCUGGCUGAUUUUCGCCGAAAUUCUGACCCAAAUAACACAACCGAUUGCGAGUUCGCGUCGGUUGUCAUUGGAGCCGGUAUUCCGGUUGGCUUUACUGGGUGGGAUUCAUCGACGGUUUAUAAACGAAAUAAAAGAGACCCGGUGAGGAAAACCUGCUGUCAGAAAUGUAACAAAAUAGGUUUAUCCAGCUGCGCUAGGGUUGAGCCGUUUCCAUUUUGGAGGAAGCCAGAAUGUCAUUCAAUUACCGAACAAUUCUUCGGAUUUAAACACUCGCAAUUCUUGCUACACCGCAAUCAGCGAUGGUUUCAAGCUGAUGUUAGAUAUCUGUAUUCCUGAAUUGAGCGAAAGACACAAAAUAUUUUGAAAUCGUCUGCGCAGAACCAGCGAGGCGUUUUCAGAACUAAAUACAGCUCAUUGAAGUAAAGCAGAAACAUAAACGGUCUCAAGUAGCUGCCAUGAGCUAUUCCUGGCGUAGAAGUAAAUCUGGAUGCCUGGCAAUAUCCUUCGAGAAUCGUUGUUCCUCGAUCUGUGAUUUCGAAUCAUUUAAAAAAAAACUAUUUCAAAUCGCUCCAUGUUUGCGCCUGUUAUAUCGAGGUUCAACAUGAGGCAGAGAGGUCAGUAUAAAUAGAAUUUGUUUGAGUGCGACGUCAUAUAUUCCCUAUUAUUUAGUAUGCUGGGAAAAACUACUUAUCAAAACGACUGGCAACUCUGACUAACAGCUGGAGAGAGCGACGGCGACAUCUCUUCCGAGUAAAGGUAGUACUUUUCAUAGUGUUGCACACAUACUUAUAUUUAAGUGGAGUUUCCUACCCUCAUACAGUGGAGGCGCUGUAACUUCUGUCGCGUCUCUUUUGAAUGGGGGAAGGAAAAGAUGUCAGUCUUAUUGAUAUGGAACAUUACAAACUGACAUCUGAGCAAAAAUGCUCGAAAAAAUGACAGCUCAACGAGCUCGUUUGCGUGCUGUUAGAAUUAAAAGGCAAUUCGAACCAAGUUUCUUGUACUGGGUAGAAAUGAAGAUUUUCUAGGUCAAUUGUCAGAAAAGUGAGGUUAUACAUUUUCAUGCAAUGUUUUAUGGUGUGUUUCCAUAAUCACAAACUCGAGACAGCGAUAAGUAAAGCUAUUCAUCGAUAGUUAUUGAUAUCUCCCUAUUAAUUUUGUAAGGAUUGUAUUACCCUUUUCAUGGACUGUAAAUAUGUUCGCGAAUUUCCAGCAAGAUGGAAAAAUGACACAGUCUGAAAUUGCUUGAAAGAUGCGAAGAAGCGGAGUCGCCAAAAUGCCGAAAAGAAUUAAAUUUGACAUUGAAGUCAAACAAAGAGAAACAUGGAAUUCUGACAGAGAAAUUUUGAAAAUUUUGACAGCUGCCAAAACUUUGACGGAUAUCUGCCGGCUACCAGAUUUUCUUCCAGGUGGACACAAACAGAAUUUUAAAUGCAGAAUUUCUCGAUUUGAGGUUUGCAUGAAAUUUUCUACCAUCCGAAUAAACAAAAAAUCUUUCACCGGAAAUGCCAAAGUACCGAUUGUAUGCCACAUACAAUUGCGAAGAACUUCGCUUGUGUGCAGUAUCUACCAAGCGAACGGGAUUGCGCAAAUCUCAUUUGACAACAGUAGCUAGACCAGCACAGGCUCGGCCCUGAAACAAAGAACCGAAAAUGUACAAAAACUACACAUUCAUGAUUUUAUUGCUUCGUAUGAAAUCUGUCGCUUUAUUUAUUUUAUUCCUGGUGAUUGAAGAUGGAAUGUUUUGACAGCGGUUUGUUAAAGUAAAGUGGUAAAAGUUUCGUAUCGUUACGUACAGCAAUAAAUUUUAUCCCGAUACCCAGUAAGUCCAACUGGAAAAUUAACUGGAAUAGUAAACUCCAUGAUUAUGGAGAAGGGGCCGCAAUCUCAGGUCCUGUGGUAACUGACUCUUUCACCCUCUAGAGGUUUUCACUUGAUUGCCGUCGGAAGUGUUCGCUGAUAGGAUAUUGCAGUAUGUCAGUAUAGGAUGUGCAGAUGUCAAAAACUGGUCAAAGCAAAUGUUAGUUUAGGGUAAAUUCAUCUGUUUACAUCUCUAACGGUUGUCAGUCUGAUCGGUAUGAUUGUCGAAGUGAUUUUGGCAUAUAGCUUUUUAUUUGGACAAUGGUUCAACCAGCAUCGUUUCCAAUUGUGUCUAGGUCAAACUAAAAAGCUGUCUAGGUAGAAAAUGUCCAACCCAGGGCCGGCGGAUAGGGUGGGUAGUAUGGGUAGUACUACCUACUCGAAAAUAACCGAGUGGGUAAUUACCCACUCGAAAUUUUGACAUUUUCAUAAAUUUGAAAUCUGCCACGUAUGUAUCUCGGGCACACAUUUGAAAAUGUCGAUGCACAACAACUUCAUUUACACAAACACACUGCAAGUGAUUUACUGUAAAUGUAAUGCAAGCGUGUGUAUUGCGAAAAUGAGACAAAUCCCUAUUCUAUUACCCUCACCCUAUGCUUACUACCCACUCGUGCUAAAAGUGUAACGCCGGCCCUGGUCCAACCAGCGAAGUACGCUUCCGAUGAUGUUCUAUUAAAAGUUUGAACGAUCAGGAGAAUUGGCAACCAUUGGCAGAAAGAGAUUUGUAUAUAUAGAAUGUUUCAAAACUAAAAAAUGUUCGAAAGCCCAAUUUGCAAGUUGCCGAGUGACUUUUUUUUACAGGGCGGCCAAAUGCGUCUUCAAAAAAUUUGGAGCUUCCGUACCCAACAGACAUAUAAAUGCUGGCUGUCUUGUGCUGAUGAUUUAGUGAGGAUGCUGUUUCCCACUACUGAAUUCUACUGAUAUAUGUGGUUUAUUGAUAGCUAGUCUAUGGCUUUUAGCUUAAGAGGUGGGCAAUGCUCCCUAGUUGUUGGCGAAAUACCACUAUAUUGUUUACUCGCACCAAACGAUCCCGGAUGUUACCGAGAUGAGUUUUACUGGGAACACAUGUCAAGCCUGCUUCGUUCUACUCGGUGAUUUGUUGUUGUGGCCAGCGUAGCCAAUGUUCUAGAUUUAUCUGGAAUCCUCUAGAUUUUUCCCAACUGAUCAGACAUUUUUUCUAGCCAGAUUUUUUAAGCUUUGCCAGAUUUUUCCAAAUAUUCUGAAUUCUAGGUUACACCCCAGAGGGAAUGUAGCCAUUAUGUCAGAUUUAUCUGGCACAGCCAGAAAGACAAACCUCUCAUUCUACCAGAUUUAUUAAAAUUAUAGAGAUUGUUACACACAAAUUUUGGAAAUCUGGAUCAUAUUUUCCCAAACAAAAAUCGAUUAUUGUUGCAUUGUUGCAAUGCAAAAUUACGAUGACUUUGAGGCCAAGUGACAGAUUUUGCCAGACAUUUUUAUUUGAACUGCAAGAUUUUCUUUGAAAAAUAGUGGCAACCCUGGUUGUGGCGACCAUCGGAUCAGUUCAACUAAUAUUCCACAGCAAGAAUGGUCGGUGUUUCGGCUGAUUUUACUUUAGUCGGAGAGAUGAGAGGGCUCCUUCUCGCGGUAUACCAAAAACUCAAUACGAGGAACUGGACUCUAUUGUCGUUGUACCAUUGUAGCACGUUCUGGUUGCAAUGACAGCUGGCUAGAUCUAGUCAAAAUGAAACUGAGCUGGACCACGAUCUCUUUGAAGGGAAAAAUACAAGACAUUCGUUCUGAAUUCUUGGUUUAUUUCGCCACAAAAGUUUUGCCUAAUCACAAUCUUUUUCGCCAAUUAUCAGCAAAAACAAACUUGAAUCUAAUGAUGAAGCUUACACGAGCAAGAGCCUUGUAGAGUUUGAGCCUGUUUGAAAUCGGAUUUCUAAUUGUAUUCAUCUACGAUCAAGACACAUUCAGCAAGCCCCUUGGGUCCUGGUUCUAGCCAUCGUUUGUUUGGCUUCGGUUGAUAUGUUUACUCACUCGGUAACAUUUAGUAUGGUACAGCGGUUACCAGUAAAUUUUUUCCUCUAAAUCAUAUAAUCCAAGAUGUUUAGCUUUGAUUCUCCGUGUGACCUUCUACCACAGUUCACAAUACCGGUUCUACUCCCAGCACGAUUGGUUUGAACUUAGCGGAUAGUUGUAACAGUUUCCGCUUUCACUAAUGUGGUUUUUGUUUGAGGCGAAACUGAGUCAGUUCCUAACCCCAACUGCUGUCAAAAUGUAUGAACUGACAGUGGUUGGGGUUAGGAACUGACUCAGUUUCAGAUUCAAGCGAAAUCGCCAUAAAGGAUUGAAAUAUUUCGAAGCUAAAGCCAAGCGAAAAUUUCGGCUGACACUACACUAGCUCCAUCUGCUGAGGUGUAGCUGGAACCCGAUUAUAUCUCGUCAGAGUAUCCCAGUUAGUUAUUUUAGUUAGUUAGCUUCCGAAUCGUUCAUACUCAAGUUUAGAUCGACAAUAGUUUCGAAACAGAUCAAUCGGAUGAUUCGCACCGGAAUCCGUGUACACUGAGUUACUCAGCCAAACUAGUGCUGAAUACGAUUAUUUUUUGUUCUUGGCCAAUACAAGUACAUACAAAAACGUAAUUGGUAAACAUUGCUUUGACAAAAACAUUUAGUUUUCAAGAUAGCGUCGCUCUAGUCAGCACGCAAAAAUAUGAAAAAAUCGCAAUUUUGCGACAAAUUUAAGUACCCUUGUGAGCCUAAAUCUAACACUGCAACUGGUCGAAAAGAUGGUCCUUAACAACUUAGACGCAAACUCAAAACAAAAUUUCCUGAAAAGUAUCUUGUAUGGCAAGCUAUAUGUUCUUGUGGGUUAAAGACAUUCUUAACAGCAGGUUCCAUAAACGGUGAAAUUGGAGUGUCGAUUAUUACCUUUUUUGAUAAAACCAUGAAACUAAAACGUUGGUGAGGCCAUAUUUAGACAGCUGUGCACAAUGGUUAAAUGUCUAUCGCCGGGAAAGUUUGAGCUGUGAUUCACCUGGUCGAUGUGGCUGUUUUUAGCUACUAAUUCGAACAAAGGGAAAAUCUAAACCACAGAGAACAGAUAUAUAGGCUAGGACAAGCUUAUUCGAAAAACCUUUGUAAGCAUUCAAAUGAAAAUACGUUGAAAAUCACCAUCGCAUACAGGUUUGCAUUCAUUAAUCACCAUUGUAUCCAAGUUUGCACGCAACGCCCGUAUAUCGUUUGGUGGCCAACCGUAGCGCCGGCUGGUAGCAAAUUGCUACUUGCUGGUGGCCUUUCAAAACGACAUAAGUUUGACAGCGUUCAAUUCUCCUGAAGCAGCUACUUACUACUGCUCAGGCAAGGUUUCGAGGGAUAUCGAACAUUUACUUAUAACCCUAAUAGCAUUUUGGAAGAAUUUUAAUGUUCCCUAACUUUUGCACAAACAAUGUCGAAAGCGAGAAAAAUCAUAAAUGGCUAUACCUAAAAAGACUAGAAUAUAAAAGACACGACAUGUUCCGUUUAGAAUUCGAAUUCAGCUGUAAGUUUCUACAGCUGAAUUGGAAUUCCUAACGGAACAUGACGCCUCUUUGUUAUUAUUAGACCUGUGCGCCGCCACGCCACGCCGCCGGUAAAUUUUAACAAACGCCGACGCCGAAAGGUAGACCGGCGGCGCGCCGCCUAUGCUUUUUACCCACGCCGACAAUUCGCGAACUCGACAAUCGUUGGCUCAUAAUUUUAACCACAAAUCUAGAAACAUUGUCUAUGGUCCGAAUAUACGACGUUAACUGAUUCAUGAUUAAUCACAUAUUGAUGUUUAUUUGGUAUUAGUGGUUGUGAAUUAGAUCACAAAAUUAACAAAGUCUUGAUAUUUUCUCGCAAAUCAUUACACGACACUCGGAAUACAAUUCAUGGAUCCAUUCUUGCUUCGUCAACUGGUUAUGAUUGCGAGCAUAUAAGUUACAAUUCACCAUUCGUGCGCGUGGAAAUGUCCACAAAUUAAAAAAAAACUUCCACUUUCAAGAUAUAAGUAAUGAAAUUUACGAUAAUUUGCCUGAUCUUAAUCUUUGCACGUAAUCAAUUUCACUGGAAUACAGUGUAUUAUUCAUCGAUUUUUUAACCGAUUCAUGAUUCCUAGUAUGCUAGACACGAUUACCCGUCGAGCUCGUGAAACUGUUCAUGAUAUAGUUCAUGAAGUAAUUAAUUUUCCACAUAAUCUUAAUAUACUUACGAAAACAAUUUCAAGAAACUCAGACUAUUAUUCAUGGAUUAUUCGCUAUGCUCUUUGGUUUUGAAAUUUCUAUGUGAGAUAUUGUGUAUAAAUGCUAGCAACCAGUCUCAUAGGCGCGAGCAUUAGAUACAAGGAAACUACCAGGACCUGUAACCCUGUUAUUCUUUUGCGCUGCGCUAAGCAUCAAAAAUACAUUACAUAGCCACAAUUCAAGUCCGUGAAAUAAUUAAGAAAACUAUAAGACACGUGACUCUGUGUAAAAAAUCCGACGAUAAACUCAAGACUAAAAUAUCACGUUGACACAAAGAGAAUUUACGAAAAUCGUUGCACAUCAUUCAAUUCUUGACUUUUUUAGUCAAUAAAGUUAAUACAAAUCAAUGUAUCAUCAAGUUAUGAACUAGAAUCAUAAAAAUAGUAAGCAUAUUCAGACACAACCACCUACUAAACAUUUGAGUAUAAUGCCAUCUUUUUUGCGUGAACUAGUUUUUUGAAAACACAAAAAUUAUUUUCAAUGCGAGGUUUACUUAUCAUUGAUUGAAUCGUGACCUAUUUUAAAAAAAAAUUCUCGAAGAAUAGUUGGACAGAAUGAUCUUGACUUUUCGCGACGCUGGUGCACUGAUGUGGCGAUGCAGAGGGUAAGAUUUCUGGUCUCAAAAAUUAUUCAUCGUGUGAUCUAGCCCCACUCAAGAAAGAUUUUCAGUCUCAGUUGCAUCAACCCGGUAUCACAGACCAAAAAAGACGUAACACGAGAUGAAUUUUCAUCACUCGUAGAAAAAACGGUCGUUUUAAAUUACAAAAAAUGCGCCAUAUCAGCGAGCGUGGUGUUAGUGAAGAGAUUUUGACACAGAGCUAAAUGCGUUACUUAGUUUCCGCACCCACCCAAAAACGUUACCGUCUUUUUAAUCUCAGGCAAACCAAAACAAACAAAAUGGGCCGGAAAUGUGAAAUUCAUUCUUGUCGAAGUGCCCAAGGCUGGAGUUUUUCACAAUUAUUUCUUAAGUUACAACACGAUGCCGAUCGCCGAGUAAGCACUUAAUAGGAUGUUAGUAAUUUAAUUGAUUCGGUGUAUCGAAUCUGACUAGAUGUAUGCAAUGGAUUCGAAUUUGUUGGUCCCCGGAUCUGCUAGGGCAAUUGGCGGAGUGCAGGUGCUACGAAAACUAGAGAUACGCUCAGACCAUUUUCAAUCAGACUUGUUUAGUAAUCAGUUUCAACCCAACAUCAAGUCGUGGAAUUAUUAUGAAUGAUAGUAACUGUAUAUUUAGGUUUCGUUAUGGUGUAGAUCUGUAUGACUCCAGCACAUCGAGCAUACUUUGCACUCUAGAUAGAAGCAAAUCUUAAGUUGAAAGAAAAUGUGGUGUCACGGAAUCGUAUGCGUUAUUUUGUACUUACAAGAAGUAAAAGUAAAUGCCAACCAGGAAAAUGAAGUAAAAGGUCCUUACAUGACCAUUAAAAGUGACAUUUCUGCGCAGUAAUGCCAUUAAUGCCAUUAGUAACGCCUCGUGUUAGGGUACCCGAUAUCUGUGGGAUUCUUAAAGAGCGACGGUAAAGAAGACUAAAAUGAAACAAAAAACAAUGAAACGACAACAAGAAUUAAUUUCCUCAAACAAAACAAAAAUUAUUUUACCGUUUUAAUUUCCCAAACAUAGAACUAUAAAUAAUUAUUAUGGGUUAUUGAAAUACAGUCGUUACUCUGCAUUCUUUAAAAAGUCCAUUGCAAUCAUUAUUUCAUGCGAAGUCGUAGUAUGCGACAUCGACAAUUUUUCUAUUUCGUUCUUUAAAUUUUGCAACUGUAAAAUAGUCCCGCCAUUCAUUUAUUAUCUUGCAUUUGGCAAGCAGGGUGGGCACUUGUGAUGCAUCAGCGAAAUUAAAUGCAUUUCUUUCCAUCAAAAUAUAAAUUCAUAAUGCAUUUUGCGUUGCAAGUAAGACGUCAAAACCCUACAAAAAACUAGCCCUACAUUCAACAAAACAUCUAACAAAGUGGAUCAGCGUAGGACGAUUGUUAAACAAUCUUUUCUGCGAAGGAGUGCAAAGUUUUUGCAAAAAUGGAAAUUAAAUGCAUUUUUUCUAAUUUGAAGCAAAUUUGUAAUACAUUCUGCCCCUAGGUGGGCACUAUUGGAGCUUCAGUUGAAAAAAAAAAAACUUGAUAUGAUUGCGAGAAUUCCAUUUUGUGCAAUGUGUUCAACAGAUGUCGCUAGUACAUCGUGAGCGAUGAUUUUUUUUUAGAAUUUUCUUCAAGCUGGUAACGUCUGUUUGUAUGUGCUGCGAAGUCUGUUACCAAUUUGGGAAAGGAAUUUUACUGCCAAGAAUUGUUUUUAGUUACAUAGGCGUCAAUAUUCGUCACGCCGACACACGCCGGCGCGCCGCCGCCGAUAGGGUCCAACGGCGUGACGCCGCCAACGCCGCCGCCGCCGGCCAAAUAUGUCGCUUACGCCGCCGCCGAUUAAAAAUGCAUCGGCGCACACCUCUAGUUAUUAUAGUCUCUUUAGCUAUAUCAUGACAAAACAAAACACUCGAUGUUAGAGCAAAGCGCUUGCGCAGCCAACUACGACACUGAUGAAUCGUGCAACACGACCACAUGCUUACCAGAAUUUGACAGUUUGUUUUCAUUGGUAACCAAAAAGCGACAGUUAUUAGUCCGAAACGCUAGCCCAGUUCCUCUCUGUGUGUGUGCAACUAUGUACGAUGUACUUUUCCAACCCCAACCCCCGCCCAUAUUCGUUGUGGUAGAAAACUAUAGAAACAAAAAAAAUAAUAACCUGUAUAAAAACAAGGGAUUGUCCUUACCUUCCCUCAAUCAUCGUCCGGGUUCAACUAAAUCGUCGUUUUUAGAAACCACUCUCCAUUGCUAAGUAAUGCGUGACCCAGAGCUAUGCGGAGGUUAAAAAUCAUAAGCUAUAGAAUUAAAAUGUUUUGUUCUGAGAAUGGUGAGAUUGUGACUAGGUUUCCUCCCCCUCCUCCUCCCAUUACCCAACGCCUAUUGACUAUUAUUACAGUAUCUCUUUAAAAUAAAAGGUAAAACCGAGACUGGAUGUGAGAUAAAUGUUUGAGAAAGAAACCGAUCAAUCUAAGAAUAUUGUAAGGAGAAGACGAGAAAGCAGAAACCAGAGUGAAAGCGUAAGAACAAAGAGACAACAAAAUCGUACACAAAGAGGAUAUAAUAACCUAACGAAAAUAAGAAAAGAAAAUAACAAACACAAGAGAUGCGGAGUAAUUUCAGUAUUUUUGGUUACCGAUCGAGGGCUAUCAGGCACCCUUAAACACAUACAGACACACAAACAAGAAACGAUGCUUUUUUUCCUCAACUUAUUUUCGUUUGUUCAUCAAACUAAAGCAAAUUUAAUCAAAUAAUGCUAACUUUAGGUAAGAGAAUUUGAUUCACGAAACAUUUCUUAUUAAUACUAUCGUUAUGAAGUCACUACAGCGUCUUUCUCAUUAUGAUAAGUUAACAAGCAGAAACAAGCAUGCAAAAAAAACAGAAAAAAAAACAAAGCAAAGAAGCAACCGGCAAAACACGUGCUGAAAGUACCAUUUUUUUAGGGUUAGGUUUCGUUGUCGUGAGCUAUCAAAUGGAAGAUCUUGUACUAUUUUUAAAAAACCUUAUUUAUGGGCCAUUUAUACCUAAGAUUAUACAUUAUUAUCAUUAUUUUGAGCGUGCGGAGCGAUUCGCUUUCGGUUUUUUUUUCCUCGGUCAGUUCGGCACCGAGAAAUGCAGAGUUAAUUUCAGCCGAUUUUUAUCCGUUUCUAAUCUUGUAAGUAAGCAAAUCAAACCAAUAUGCUAAGAACUAAAUAAAAGAGAUCGAUAUCGAGUUAGGGAGGCAAGAUAAGGUGUACCAUUCAUAUACUAUUUGUCCCUAGAAAAUAAUUAUUUUAUACACAUAGACACACAAUCUUAGAUUAUAUACAUAUAUAUAUUCAUAUACAUUUAUUUCUGUUUUGUUAACAUUAUUUUUAUUUAUUUAUUUUUAGAGCAUCAGAAAGCUUAACUAUAAAAAAGAGAUCUAGCAUAAUUUUACACCCCCCUCACAAUGAUAAAUGAAACAAAAGUACACACAAACACACUUUCACACGUAUACACACCUGUAAACAAAAGAUAAACACAUCACUCCGAAGACAGUUGUACAUAAAGGCAAACAAACAAACAAACCGCGAAGCUAAUGGAAAUAUGUAAAAAAAAACUACAAACAAAGAAAAACAAACCUAGCAACAAGAGAUUUUGUAUUCUUUGUUCUUUGCUACCACCGACCCACCUACCCCUUCCCCAACUCUUUCCCCCAUCCUCAACCCCCUCUCCAUAGAGGCAGGGGCAGGUCCCCGCCUACUGCUGGUAGAGGAAUGAGGGUGAAGCCGACCAAAGUGAGCCGGCCGAAAUAACCCUUAAGAUUUCACCUUUGACAACAGCCGAGCGAAUCCAGAAUAAUAACGCGCGAGAGAGAGAAGGUCAACAACGACGACGACAAGCGGAGGCGUCAAAAUUUAGAACAAUUAACCCUAUUCGGUCGUCGAAUCAUUUAACAUCGUUCUCCGUCUCGUCGAGACUCUCUCUCGCUAUACGCUAUUACUAUGAAAUUCGCUCGACAGAGAAAAAAAAAACAUCCCCACGUCAGAAAAGUAGGCCGGAAUUCGGAAAGGUGUUAAAUCUAAACAGCGCAGAUUGUAAUCAAAAUAAAUAAAAAGAAUCUGACAGUCAAAUAGAAGCAAACAGGCAAACUUCAAGGGUUCAAUCGAUGCAGAAGAAAAAUAUAAACAAAAGCAAAAAAGUUUCUCUUAUAUAGCUCUUAGUUAGACCGUAGCGUUUAGUUGUCCCUUUUAACUCCCAACGCAUUGAUUGGUUCGUUUGUUCGUUUUUGGGUUGGAUGUACAUAUCUAUGGGCUUUACUACAUACAUUUAAUUUUUUUUUCGGUUAAAUUGUUUCGUUCUGAUCGUAAUUUGUUUUUUUUAAGCUUGACUAAAAUUUUACUAAAAUAAAUUAAAAUGAAAAAGAAACGCUAAAUACCACUCAAAAAUCAUGUGUAGUAGGACAAAAUAGGCAAACAAAAACAUACAGAUGAUGAUGAUGAUAUAUCCUUCAAAUCCACACAUAUAAAAACACGGAGAGAAAGCAAGAGAAAGAGAGUUAAUAAAAAAAAUCUAUUGGAAGCGAUGAGAAGAUGGACCGGAAAUGGAAACAAAUAUUCAACCGGAUGUAAUUGUAACGAGAUGAGUAAAAGAUUUAGACAUUACACAUAGAGAUGAUCGAUGAUGUGGUGAACACUUGAAUGAUGAUUAUGUUCGACUUGAGGACAUAGUUUUUUUAGUUCUAAGUAAUACAAUAUUAUACAUAUUAUGAAUAUAUACACGGUAUUAGAUAAAGCAAA